Molossus molossus (Pallas's mastiff bat) is the source of this 1407-nucleotide messenger RNA. RefSeq names its product keratin 26 (gene KRT26). The record is from RefSeq and is a predicted model, not a curated record. Gene Ontology annotation, molecular function: structural molecule activity. The transcript is spliced from 8 exons. NCBI's taxonomy places the organism in Eukaryota, Metazoa, Chordata, Mammalia, Chiroptera, Molossidae. Bases 1 to 1407 code for a protein of 468 amino acids.
AUGUCCUUUCGACUUUCUAGUGGAUCUAGGCGCAUCUGCUCUCGAGCUGGCUCUGGCCGGCUGUCUGGUGGAGGAACCGGCUUGGGGGCUGGGAAUGUGUGCAGUGGGUCGGGAGCAGGAAGCAGCUUUUCUUGUUCUUUUGGGGGCGUUUCUCCUGGGGGAGGUUUCUAUAGCGGUGGUGGAGGGUUGGGAAGCGGGAUCUGUGCUGGUUUUCUUGGCAAUGAGCAUGGCCUCCUCUCUGGGAAUGAAAAGGUGACCAUGCAGAACCUCAACGACCGCCUGGCCUCCUACCUGGACCAUGUGCGAGCUCUGGAGGAAGCAAACACAGACCUGGAGCAGAAAAUCAAGGGCUGGUAUGAGAAAUACGGGCCUGGUUCUUGCCAGCAACUAGAUCAUGACUACAGUAGAUAUUCUUCAAUCAUUGAAGAUCUCAAAAGGCAGAUCAUUUCUGUGAGCACCUGUAAUACCAGCAUUGUUCUACGGAAUGACAGUGCCAGACUGACCGCUGAUGACUUCAGGCUGAAGUAUGAAAAUGAGCUUGCUCUGCACCAGAGCAUAGAGGCCGACAUCAAUGGUCUGUGCAGAGUGAUGGAUGACUUGACCCUUUGUACAACCAACCUGGAGAUACAGUGGGAAACACUCAGUGAGAAGUUGACAUACCUCAAAAAUAAUCACAAGGAGGAAAUGGAGGUUCUGCAGUGGGCAGCAGGGGGGAACGUGAAUGUGGAGAUGAAUGCAGUCCCAGGAGUGGACCUAACAGUUCUGCUGAACAACAUGAGGGCUGAGUAUGAGGACUUGGCCAAGCAGAACCACAAAGAGGCUGAGGCUUGGUUUAACGAGAAGAGUGCUAUGCUGCAACAGCAGAUUUCUGACGAUGCGGGAGCAGCCACAGUGGCCAGAAAUGAGCUGAUGGAACUGAAACGCGGUCUACAAACCUUGGAAAUAGAACUCCAGUCCCUCAUGGCUACGAAACAUUCCUACAGCUGCUCCUUGGCAGAGACCGAAGGCUAUUACUGCCGUCAACUCCAGCAAAUCCAGGACCAGAUCGGGGCGAUGGAGGAACAGCUCCAGCAGAUCCGAAAGGAAACAGAAGGCCAGAAGCUGGAGUAUGAACAGCUUCUAGAUAUCAAAAUAUUAUUAGAAAAAGAAAUUGAAACUUAUUUCACAUUAAUAGACGGAGAAGGAAGGAAAAGUAAGUCCACAUGUUGCAAAGCAAAAGGGUGUGAGCCUGCAAAUUCCAAAAAUCAAGUCAAAGAGUCAAAAGAAGAAACUUUUUUUAAAGCAUUGGUCGAGGAGCUAGAUCAACUCAGCAACGUCCUUUCACUGAAGGUCCACUCAGUUGAAGAAAAAUCCUCUAAAAUAAGCAAUAUUACAAUGGAGCAGCGAGUACCUUCUAAAGCGCCAUAA